AUGCCAGGUGCUAAGCAGUGCUGGGAAUGUCGCAAAAGGCGGCUUGUUUGUGACUUUGAACGCCCAGCAUGCAUCAAGUGCCGGGACAGAGGAGUCCAAUGUCCCGGAUAUGACCACAAGCCUCUACGAUGGGUUGCGCCCGGGGAGACCAGAUCCAAGAAGCGAAAGGCCCAACAGCGCUCCGUUGGUCAGUCAGCUGUAACCCGAGUAUCACGGGUCCAUUUCAAGGAUGCAGGUGCCACACAUCUGAUACAAGCAAUAGACUACUAUAACCGCGUCAUAAGUCCAGAUUUGCUCGCGACGAACCGACGCGCAUCUGAUAACCCAUUCUUCGUGCCGCCAGCCGCAGCAGCAUAUAUUCUUCCUGCCAUUGCGGAAAUUGUUGUCUCUACCGCACUGGGACAUCGCAUUUUACAGAGCCGUCAAUGUUCGACAUCUGACCGAGUAGCGUUGGCUACCAAGCUGCAACACCACCGAGGGUUAGCCAUUCGGCUGAUGGCCGACGUCUUGGCCACGGACGGCAUGCGGACAAGUGACGAGAUGCUUGCUUGUGUCUUGGUGUUUUUGUUUGCCGAGAUACAACAAUCCAUUUCAUCCUGUUGGCGACAACAUGUGGAUGCAGCUUGGACGAUAAUCAACUCACGCGGCGGGCUGGGUGACCUCAUACAUAGCCACGCGCAGUUUCGCCAUUUGUUUCGCUAUUUUACCAUCAUCGACGUAUUCGGUGCGACUACCUCGCCGCCGCUCGAUGUUGGCCGAGCACACCGGCAGCUGGACGUCUUGCCGGUGCUACCUACGCUAUAUCGCGAUGGGCUUCAGACGUGCGUGCCAUGUCCUCCAGAGCUUUUGGGGCAUGUCAUCCUCGUCAACCACUUUAGGGCACAGUUAUGUGGCCCUGCCGCCGAGCAGAAGAAGAAUCAUCUGUUUGCGGCCGCUGGAGAAACGUUGCAAAAAAUUUGCGACUUUUCUGUGCACCAAUGGGUCGAUGACACCGUUCUCCCCAGUUUGUUGAUGGAUGAUGCCGAAAAGGCUCGGGAGCAUGCAAGCCUGGCUUCUAGCCAGACCAAGGCUCGGCGAUGGAUCUGGCUUGCCCUAACAUCGGCGUUCAAAUCAGCCAUAGCACUAUACUGUAUUUCAACAGUGUUCGACGGUCGCACAUAUGAAUCUGGGGACAAUGACACGGCAUGCAAUGACCUCGCCUCCUGCUCUGAUGUCCGUAUGUUCCACGUGGAAACGCUUCGAACAAACUUGCAAACCGUGGCCUCCGACGAGAGAGGGCAGCUUCGCAAGUUCACCAUCUGGCUAUUAGUCGUUCUGGGGGUGGUGACGGACCCGAGUGACGAGACAUGCAAGAGAUUCAUAACAGGCGAGCUGAAAUGGAUCAGUGGACAUGUGGGCAUUUCUUCACCCUUGAUUGCCAUUGGAGUGUUGGAAAAGAUCUGGCAAACAUCUUGCACCCGGGCAGACAAGAAAGGCGUAGGGUGGGACGGCCUUUUUGAGAAACCGUACAUUUUCGCUUUGUAG
Messenger RNA from Metarhizium robertsii ARSEF 23, 1524 nucleotides. RefSeq lists its product as uncharacterized. Gene Ontology annotation, biological process: regulation of DNA-templated transcription. The coding region runs from base 1 to 1524 and encodes 507 amino acids. Gene Ontology annotation, molecular function: zinc ion binding; DNA-binding transcription factor activity, RNA polymerase II-specific. The record is from RefSeq and is a predicted model, not a curated record. NCBI's taxonomy places the organism in Eukaryota, Fungi, Ascomycota, Sordariomycetes, Hypocreales, Clavicipitaceae. The transcript is spliced from 4 exons.